CCAGCACUACUUCCGGGUUCGAGCACACUCGUCCUCUUAUCUCCAUAUAUACACGCCACACGGCUCCUUUAAGAAAAGCCCCGAGCCAUAAUGAUGAGCCCUCCUCCUCUUCCCCCACCUUCUCCUCCUCCUUCUCCUCUUGAGCUCUUCCACACGUCUUUGCAUAAGUAAUUCAAGCCGCGGGAGAGCGGGCAGCCAGCAGCCGCCGAACCCAGGGAGAUACGCUUCAUUCCCGGCUGCGAGUAGGAGCGCCGAGCCGGUGUUCAUUCCAGCGGACCAAAACUAGGGGAGGAAUCCGCGCAAGCAACGCCGGACACCCGGGGGAGCCGACAAACGAGCCAUGAGAACCACCGGGUGUCUUCCAAGGCUUUGAAUUUAUUUUUUUAUUUUUGGGGGUGGGGGGGACUCGGAGCGAGAAGGAGAGCCGAGGAUCGACUCUCCCCGGCCGGGUUCAACUUGGCAGGCACCGUGGUGACUGGCUGGAGGGGGGAAAAAGCCCCAAAACAACAAACUCAAAGGAUUUUCUCUGCAGUUUUUUUUUUUAUGUUUUCUCUUUGUAAAUGUAACCCCCCUCCUGGCAAUUUUUGUUUGGAUUUGCUAAUUUGCCGUGCAAGGCUGGCUUCCGAGCGGAUUUAAGUGGGAUUCGAAUCACGAACUGCGGGCAGUGAAGAGGCUUAUGGCUCAAAGGUACGAAGACUUGGCCCACUACGGGAUGGACGGGGUGGGAAUCCCGACCACCAUGUACGGAGACCCGCACGGCGCGCGCUCCAUGCAGGCCGUGCACCUCAACCACGGGCCCCAGCUGCACUCGCACCAGUACCCCCACACGGCGCACACCAACACCAUGCCCCCCAGCAUGGGCUCGUCGGUCAACGACGCGCUCAAGAGGGACAAGGACGCCAUAUACGGGCACCCCCUCUUCCCGCUGCUUGCACUGAUUUUCGAGAAAUGUGAAUUAGCGACGUGCACCCCCAGAGAGCCCGGUGUGGCGGGAGGGGACGUGUGCUCGUCCGAGUCCUUCAACGAGGACAUCGCCGUGUUUGCCAAACAGAUUCGUGCAGAAAAACCUUUAUUUUCAUCAAAUCCAGAAUUGGAUAAUCUGAUGAUUCAAGCCAUUCAGGUGUUACGGUUUCAUCUGCUGGAGCUGGAAAAGGUGCACGAGCUGUGCGACAACUUCUGCCACCGCUACAUCAGCUGCUUGAAGGGCAAGAUGCCCAUUGACCUGGUCAUAGACGACCGCGAGGGGGGCUCCAAGUCAGACAGCGAGGAGAUCACCCGUUCCUCCGUGGCUCUCGACCAGACGUCUUGGAACCGGGACCAUGACGACACGGCGUCCACGCGCUCCGGGGGCACGCCGGGCCCGUCCAGCGGCGGCCACACGUCGCACAGCGGCGACAACAGCAGCGAGCAAGGCGACGGCCUGGACAACAGUGUGGCCUCGCCGAGCACGGGCGACGACGACGACCCGGAUAAGGAAAAGAAACGUAACAAGAAGAGGGGCAUCUUCCCUAAGGUGGCCACCAACAUCAUGCGGGCGUGGCUCUUCCAGCACCUAACGCAUCCGUACCCGUCAGAAGAACAGAAGAAGCAGCUGGCACAAGACACGGGCCUCACCAUCUUACAAGUCAACAACUGGUUCAUCAACGCCAGGAGGAGAAUAGUGCAGCCUAUGAUCGACCAGUCGAACCGCGCAGAACCGCAGGGCACGGCAGAAGGUCCUGUCACACAGAGGCGUCCGUACGGAUUUACGGGGACGGGAUCCCCUUCGUCCCGACCGCAAAGCCGACCAUCUUCCUUCCUGCACACUUCCGAUACCCCUUCCACUUGUUUAUUAUCACCCGGCCUGACUUCAAGGCUCCGUGUUGAGCCCGACUCCCCCAAAAGUCAAGACAGACCACGCCCCCGCCCCAGUUUGUGGCCGCCACCAUUCGGACACUGUUGAGACUUUCCGUGGCGCUCCUCGAAAAAAAAAAAACUCUGAUGGAUGAGCAGGACCACGGCGGGAGACGGGUGUGAGAAAUAGCCCAAUGUCUAUAAAAUUGACUGGACACUUAAGAAACCAAAAAAGAAGGUGCCCACUUCAAGAGAAAAAUCAAGAGAAAUAAGGCUGGGGGGGAAGACAUGAAAAGUAUAUGGAAGCAAGCAAAUAUACUGUCAAGUGGUGGCAAACCAUGCUGGACUCUCACAACAACUAUUGUAAAUGCUAUUGUAUUGUUCUGCAUAUUAUGUUGUUUCUAAUAGAGUUCUUUUUUUUUUUAAAAGGCCUCAACUCA
Molecule: messenger RNA, 2273 nt
Organism: Syngnathus typhle (broad-nosed pipefish)
Lineage: Eukaryota; Metazoa; Chordata; Actinopteri; Syngnathiformes; Syngnathidae
Product: homeobox protein Meis1
Exons: 11
Coding region: 677-1942 (421 amino acids)
Biological process (GO): embryonic pattern specification; eye development; animal organ morphogenesis
Molecular function (GO): RNA polymerase II cis-regulatory region sequence-specific DNA binding; DNA-binding transcription activator activity, RNA polymerase II-specific
Source: RefSeq, a predicted model, not a curated record